This is a messenger RNA of Musa acuminata subsp. malaccensis (wild Malaysian banana), 2666 nucleotides long. The record is from RefSeq and is a predicted model, not a curated record. Lineage: Eukaryota; Viridiplantae; Streptophyta; Magnoliopsida; Zingiberales; Musaceae.
AAGGCGAGACCGGGAAAACUGACCGCAAUGUGAACGAUCAAACAUGCAGCUGGUGGAGGACAAGAAGCCGCAACUACGCGUGUGAAUGCAGAAGCGAUCGACGGAUGUUUCGGAGAUGUGGUCAGCACGAUCCUUGUAGUUGACGAAACCCCAAUUGCAUCGAUGCCGGUGUGAUAUUUCCUUUGAAUCGCGUGAACAUUGUCUCCUCGUCUUCUUCUUUGACCAAAGACAUGAGACGAAGUAACCCUAAAUAGAGACCGGAGAGCUGCCUGCCUUCCCCAAUCUACCAUUCCCGUGUUUAUGUUCGAGAAGUUAAAAAGCAAGGAAUUUUCUUCUUCUUUCGCGUUCAGCUCCGAUCUUCUCCUCUGCUUCUGUGCACUCCGUAUUCCGAAGGUUAGGGAUUUUGAGUUUGAUUCUGGGAGGCGAAAGAGGAGGGAAGGAUGAAGUCGCCGCUGAGAAUGUUUCGAGGCUUGAAGCUUGGCAGGCAGGAGGCCAAGGAGGAGAAGCAGCAGCAUCGGCCCCCGAUGAAUAUGGACGAUCUUAUCCAGGCCACGCAGGAUAUGCAGGAUAUGAGGAGCUGCUGUGAUAGCAUACUGUCUGCAUCAGCUACUACUGCUAAUAAUGCACAUGAGUUCUCAGAAGCACUGGAGGAACUGGGCACCUGUUUACUUAAGAAAACUGCAUUAAAUGACGAUGAAGAUAGUGGUAGGGCUUUAAUGAUGAUGGGAAAAGCACAAUUUGCUCUGCAGAAAAUUUUUGAUGUCUAUCGCAUCCAUAUCUUACGGACAAUGGAUAAGCCAUCAAGGUCCCUUCUUAGAGAGCUCGAAGUUGUAGAGGAAUUGAAACGUCUUUGUGACAAUAAAAGAGAGAUCUAUAAAAAUAUGUUAGCGGCACAUAGAGUCAAAGGGAGAUCAAAGUGUUCUAAAUCUGAAUCUAUCUCAUCAAAGGAGUUGCAAGAAGCUCAAGCCAAUUAUGAAGAAAAGGCAGCCUUAUUUGUUUUCCGAUUGAAAACAUUGAAGAAAAAUCAAUUUCAAAGUCUUCUUAAGCAAGCUACUAGCCACCAUGCUGCACAGCUUAGUUUCUUCAGGAAAGGACUGAAGACUCUUGAGAUGGUUGAAUCAUAUGUUGGAGCAGUUGCUGAGCGACACCAUAUCGAUUACCAGUUUAGUGAUCUUGAAUAUCUUGGCUUGGACUAUGAUGAUGAUGGUGAUGAUGGUGGUGAUAACUAUUGUGGUUAUGAUGGCAGUGACAACAGGGAGCUAAGUUUUGAUUAUCGAAAAAAUUUCCAAGAAAAAAAUGUUAUUUAUACAUCUAGAAACUCCAUAGAGGAGAGUCCUGAGAAAAGCCAAUUAGAUAUGCAUUGGAGACCUGGGUAUUGCUGCCAAUCAGCACCAAUUUUUGCUGUUAAGAAGCCUGAUUCAACAGAGAAGAUAGGAAAACCAUCCUUAUCAACUAGAAAGUUUUGCUCUUAUGUUCUACCUACACCAGUUGAUGAUAGACCUCCAGAAUCAAGUCCCAGUACUGCUCCUUACCUUGAAACAAAGGGUAGUUGGUCAACACCACUGUGGCAUUCAUCUCCAUUAGAGGCCAAAAACACUGUAAAAGAUUUCAAGGAGAGUGAAUUGCCCAAUCCCACGAAGUCUUUAAAGAACUCAAUACUUAGAGAGAGCAAUAUUUAUAGUGGGCCCAUCAGUAUGCCAUCUUAUUUCUCAGAGAAGCUGUCAGUGCCACAAUAUAAUCGGCAAACAGCUUUCGGUAUGAAUAAUUUAAAACGACAAGCCUUCUCUGGUCCAUUGAGGAGCAAAUCAUUUUCAAGCAAACCUCUAUUUUCUUCUCCUGAUUAUAGACCUGUGGAAUUUCCCUCUGUAGUCUCUUCAGCACCCCAACAUAUGUUGAAACCUCAAUCAUAUGUUUCUCGAAAGGUGUCUCCUAAAACCUCAUCACCUCCUGUUUCAUCUAUAAAAAUCAGUGAGCUUCAUGAACUUCCUAGGCCUCCAGUUGAUUCAGAGAAGACAACAGGGCUAUCCAAUUUGGUUGGUUAUUCUGGUCCCUUGGUCUCUAAAAGCCAAGUGCUUACUGCAAGAAGGAAUAUGCCAUCGGAUUUUUCAUAUAAGGCAUCACCAUUGCCACCACCUCUUGAACCUAUGGACCGCAGUUUCUCAAUACCUUCUAAUAGUCAAAGAAUACCAAUACCUACAGUUGCUAGGUUGUUGGUGUCUCCUUGCAAUCCAGUCACAAUAGAAGAAAUCACUUCACCACCUCUCACACCUUUAUCUCUGGUGACAAGACUUCCGGUAUCAACAAUUUCAUAACCGAUUGAUUCAGUUACAAAAAAAAGGAUACAUGCGAUGGAGCACUGCUGUCACCACUCAUAUAUCUUCGUGCGGUUUGGUGUAAAUUGCCUGUGCAUUCCUAGGUCCUGAUAAGUAUAAGUUCCCUAAAAUACCGUUGUUCAUCAUAUCAUAGUUCGGUAUUGAGCCGACAUUAACUGACGUUACUUUUCAGUCAUAGCCAUUUAGUUUGGACUUGUAGAUAGAAAAUUUUCAUUUUUUUGAAGGAUGACGAGUACCGAUGGGUCAUGCCGUCCAAAAGAAUUUUGAAUGUCAUUUGUUUGUCCAGUAUUUCAUUGAAAUUAAUAGGUUGAAACACUUUCCUGUUUCAAAUAA